CUGCGCGCGAGCCACGGCGUUUCCGUCUCGCACCGCUCCCACGGCUCGACCGGCCAGUGCCAGGACCCCGGCAAGGUGUUCAAGGGCAAGAAGAUGGCGGGCCAACUCGGCAAUGCGCGCGCGACCGUGCAGAACCUCGAGGUCGUGGCGACGGAUGCGGCGCGAGGCCUGAUCAUGGUGAAGGGCGGCGUCCCCGGCCCGAAGGGCGGCGUCGUGCUUCUGUCGGAUGCGAAGAAGCGCCGCCUGCCGGACGACGUUCCGUUCCCGGCGGGCCUCCUGGAGGAGUCUGAACCGGAGGUGGUUGAAGAGACUGCGCCCGCAGUCGACGUCAUCGACUUCGACGCGAAGAAGGUCGGCAAGAUCGAACUCGCCGACAACGUCUUCGGCGUGGCCGUGCGGCCCGACCUGAUGCACCGCACGGUACGCUGGCAGCUCGCGAAGCGGCGCGCCGGCACGCACAAGACCAAGUCGGUCGCGGAGAUCCGUGGGUCCACGCGCAAGCCCUUCAAGCAGAAGGGCACGGGCCGCGCCCGUGCAGGCUCGCGCCGGGCGCCGCACCACCGGGGCGGCGUGGCGAUAUUUGGCCCUGUGCUGCGCGAUCACGCGCACAAGCUGCCCAAGAAGGUCCGCAAGCUCGCGCUCAAGUCCGCGCUCUCCAGCAAGCAGUCCGACGGCAAGCUCUUGAUCGUCGACUCCCUCGACCUCGGCUCGGCCAAGACCCGUGUUCUUGCCGAGCGGCUCGCAGGUUUGGGUUGGUCGUCGGCGCUGAUAAUCGAUGGCGACGAGAUCGAUAACGGUUUCGCCAGAGCGGCUCGCAAUCUGACCGGGGUUCAGGUGCUCCCCCAGAUGGGUGCCAAUGUCUACGACAUCCUCCGCCGCGAUCGCCUGGUGCUGACCCGCAAGGCGGUGGAAGACUCUGCAGGCGCGGCUGACAUGAGCACGGAACCCAAAGAGCGCUGGUACGACACGAUCCUCGGUCCCGUGGUGACCGAGAAGUCGACCCAGGGCUCGGAACACAACCAGGUCACCUUCAAGAUGGCUCUCAAGCACUUCAAGCCGACCACGCCGGGGCGCCGCCAGCUCGUCCUGGUGGACCGCUCCGAUCUCUGGAAGGGAAAGCCGGUCAAGGCGCUCACCGAGGGGCUCAGCCAGAAGGGUGGGCGCAACAGCGACGGCCGCAUCACCAUGCGCCACCGCGGCGGGGGCCACAAGCGCCGCUACCGCAAGAUCGACUUCAAGCGCCGCAAAUUCAACGUGCCGGCGACGGUGGAGCGGCUUGAGUACGACCCCAACCGCUCGGCCUUCAUCGCGCUGGUCCGCUAUGAAGACGGCGAGCAGGCUUACAUCCUGGCCCCGCAGCGGGUCUCGCCGGGCGAUAAGGUGGUCUCCGGCGAUCGCUGCGACAUCAAGCCCGGCAACGCGAUGCCGAUGAGCAACAUCCCCGUCGGCACCAUCAUCCACAAUGUCGAGAUGAAGCCGGGGAAGGGCGGCCAGAUCGCACGCUCCGCCGGCAACUACGUGCAGCUGGUCGGCAAGGACCAGGGCUACGCCCUGCUCCGGCUGCCAUCCGGCGAGCAGCGGAUGGUCCAUGCGCGCUGCAUGGCCACCAUCGGCGCGGUCUCCAACCCCGAUAACCAGAACACCAAUCAGGGCAAGGCGGGCCGGAUGCGUUGGAGAGGUCGUCGGCCGUCGGUGCGUGGCGUCGCCAUGAACCCGGUCGACCAUCCCCACGGCGGCGGCGAGGGGAAGUCCUCGGGCGGGCGGCAUCCGGUCACCCCCUGGGGCGUGCCGACCAAGGGCAAGCGCACGCGGAGCAACAAGAGAACCGACCGCUUCAUCAUGCGGCGUCGGGGCAAGAAAUAG
Molecule: messenger RNA, 1863 nt
Organism: Geodia barretti
Lineage: Eukaryota; Metazoa; Porifera; Demospongiae; Tetractinellida; Geodiidae
Source: the annotation of a GenBank genome assembly